AUGAACAUGGACAAGGAAACAGAGCAAACCCUAAAUUACUUACCUUUGGGUCAGAGCGAUCCCUUUGGCAAUGUCAACGAAGGAACGAUCGGCGAUUUCCUCGGCAGAUUCUGCAACCCUCAAGAGAUUUCUCCGUUAGCUCUACAAUCAUUCAACCCCCAGAUCCCCGAGAAUUUCCCGGUUUCCGGUGGAGGAAUCCGAUUCCCGCCGUAUCCAGGACAAUUCGGAUCCGAUCGGGAAUUCGGAGCUCUCGGGUCGCAGCAAACAGCACAGGAGAGCAACAAAAGCUCGUUGCUUGAUCCAGAUUCAGUUUCCGAUCGAGCUCACCAAACCACGAAAUCCAACUCCAGGAAGAGGAAAUCGAUAACAAACGGAAACGGCAAGGAAUCUCCAGCUUCGUCGUCUCUCACAGCUUCCAAUUCCAAGAUUUCAGGGGAGAAUGGUGGAUCCAAGGCAGGGAAGAGAAGCAAGCAGGAGGAAGCUGGGAGCAGUAAGAACGGAGCAGAGAAAUGCGAUAGCAAAGGCGAGAAUAAGGACGAUGCAAAGGCGCCUGAGCCGCUUAAAGAUUACAUUCAUGUUAGAGCAAGAAGGGGUCAAGCAACGGAUAGCCACAGUCUUGCUGAAAGAGCAAGAAGAGAGAAGAUCAGCGAGAGAAUGACGUUGCUUCAGGAUCUUGUUCCUGGUUGCAACCGGAUUACAGGGAAAGCGGUUAUGCUUGAUGAGAUUAUAAACUAUGUGCAGUCCUUGCAGAGACAAGUCGAGUUCUUGUCCAUGAAGCUGGCUACUAUAAAUCCAAGGAUGGAGUUUAAUGCUAAUGCUGCUUUAUCCUCAGAGAUGAACCAACAGGGGGAGUCAUUAACGCAGUCUCUUUACGCAAUAGCUUGCUCAGAGCAAAGACUACCAUCAGGAUACUAUUCUCUUGGCAAGAACAUGCCCAGAUAUUCAGAAUCACAAUUCCCCUCCAGCGAUGGAUUUGCUCAAGCUGAGACUCCGGGAUUCUGGGAAAAUGACUUGCAAAGCAUUGUUCAGAUGGGUUUUGGAGAUAUUCAGCAACAGAGCAACAACAACUGUUCUGAGCCAACACUUCAGAUGAAGCUUGAGCCUUAA
Messenger RNA from Microthlaspi erraticum, 1107 nucleotides. NCBI's taxonomy places the organism in Eukaryota, Viridiplantae, Streptophyta, Magnoliopsida, Brassicales, Brassicaceae. The record is from the annotation of a GenBank genome assembly.